GGGGCGCUGUAAUGUACGCUUCAGCACCUUCUUCUGUCUGAAGUUCGGUGGUGUCCCCCUCAUCAGGUCUUUCUGCGCGCUGAGGAACCGGGAGGAUGCCGUCUGUGGAAUACGACGAUUCCAAGCCUAGCUGGGCCGACCAGGUUGAGGAGGAGGGCGAUGAAGGCACCCUUCCCUCACCGAAAGAAACGAUUAAGGGAAAUAUCAAAACCGUCACAGAAUAUAAGAUUGAUGAAGAUGGGAAGAAGUUUAAAAUUGUCCGGACCUUUAAAAUCGAGAAGAUAAAGGCUUCAAAGGCUGUGGCCCGGCGAAAGAACUGGAAGAAGUUUGGCAACUCGGAGUUUGAUCCACCGGGCCCCAACGUGGCCACUACCACAGUCAGCGAUGAUGUUUUCAUGACCUUCAUCUCCAGCAAGGAGGACCUUAAUACCCAAGACCAAGAUGAGGACCCCAUGAACAAGCUAAAGGGGCAGAAAAUCGUGUCUUGCCGUAUCUGCAAAGGGGACCAUUGGACCACGCGGUGUCCCUAUAAGGACACACUGGGACCCAUGCAGAAGGAGCUUGCAGAGCAGCUGGGUCUGUCCACUGGCGACAAGGAGAAGACAUCCGAACCGGAGCCCGCGCAACCAGUGCAGAGCAAGACGGGGAAGUACGUCCCCCCCAGCCUGCGUGACGGAGGAACUCGUAGAGGGGAGUCCAUGCAGCCUAACCGCAGAGCUGAUGACAACGCCACGAUCCGUGUGACCAACCUGUCGGAGGACACGAGGGAGACGGACCUGCAGGAGCUCUUCCGGCCCUUCGGCUCCAUCUCUAGGAUCUAUUUGGCCAAGGACAAGAACACUGGGCAAUCCAAGGGUUUUGCAUUCAUCAGUUUCCAUCGACGCGAGGAUGCGGCCAGAGCUAUCGCUGGUGUGUCUGGUUUCGGCUAUGAUCACCUGAUCCUCAACGUGGAAUGGGCCAAGCCAUCAAACAACUGAGAACCCCAGACGGAUGAGACAUCACCACUAAGGUUCAUGAAGCCUGUUUUCAAAGGUUUUUUCAAUAUCUGGUUUUUGCUUUUGAAUGCGGGCAGCAAACUGUUUUGGUGUCUGAAGAAUAACAGCCAUGGAAAGAAUAUUUGUAUCUUGUAACAAGCAUAAAACUCACUUUGUGAAAUAAAUCUAUCAAUAAAGAAAAGUGUCUUUUGA
Molecule: messenger RNA, 1187 nt
Organism: Paramormyrops kingsleyae
Lineage: Eukaryota; Metazoa; Chordata; Actinopteri; Osteoglossiformes; Mormyridae
Gene: eif3g
Product: eukaryotic translation initiation factor 3, subunit G
Cellular component (GO): eukaryotic translation initiation factor 3 complex; cytoplasm
Molecular function (GO): RNA binding; translation initiation factor activity
Source: RefSeq, a predicted model, not a curated record